AGUACCUGAAAACCCUAGUUUAUGCAGUAGAUUGGAGUGGCUCUAUAAAUGAUGAUCACUUCAACUAAAUCAUCAGCUUCCUCCAUUAAUGGUGUCAAUGCUGCCGCUGUACUGAGCAGCACUAGCCCUAGCAGUUCCGGCAGCGAGUUAAGCCCAAGAAACGGCGGCGUAGGGAAACCGGUGCGGAGGCGGUCCAGAGCCUCGAAGAAAACUCCGACCACUCAUCUUAACGCCGACGCGGCGAGCUUCCGGGCCGUGGUGCAACAGUUCACCGGCUGCCACACUGCGGCCACGUUCUCCGGGGCGCAUAAGGGCCCCAUCAACUUGAACUUCGGAGUUCAGGAGGACGACGACGUUUUCGAUGCGGUUUCCGAGAUGAGAUAUGGCGGUUACGAUUCCGGGUUUCGCGGUGACCGUUGCCGGAAAGAGCGGAGGUGGGUUAAGAAGGUGGAAGAAGAAGAAGAAGGGGAAAGAAACAAUGAAGUUGAGGAUCGUCGAGGUUUGGCAUCAUCAACGGUCAGUAGUGACGCAGCGUUGACUUUGGACGAUCUUGAUUUGGACAACAUUCCUUUCCAUGAUUUCAUUGAAGAUUUCUCGUUGAUGAGUGAAGAUUGGAAUCACUCCUCAUUGUUCUAACAUUAUCUAAA
Messenger RNA from Ipomoea triloba (trilobed morning glory), 647 nucleotides. RefSeq lists its product as uncharacterized. The record is from RefSeq and is a predicted model, not a curated record. Lineage: Eukaryota; Viridiplantae; Streptophyta; Magnoliopsida; Solanales; Convolvulaceae. The transcript has a single exon. Bases 49 to 636 code for a protein of 195 amino acids.